This is a messenger RNA of Homalodisca vitripennis (glassy-winged sharpshooter), 662 nucleotides long. RefSeq lists its product as uncharacterized. The record is from RefSeq and is a predicted model, not a curated record. Lineage: Eukaryota; Metazoa; Arthropoda; Insecta; Hemiptera; Cicadellidae. The coding region runs from base 259 to 585 and encodes 108 amino acids. The transcript is spliced from 6 exons.
UGUCCUGGCGUGUUGGCCGUUGACGUUAGAGACCUCUGUCCAGGAGUGACUCCUAUAACCCCAGCUACUGCAAACGCUGAAGGAACUUGGUGGAUAGUUCGUGCGAGUAAAUCAAACUCUGGACAAUGUGGACCGACCAACAACCAACCUCCCUGCAGGUGUACUGGGUUAGUGUACACCACGGAUCUUCUUCCACCCAGAAUUUCUAAGUACAACGCCACUUUGUUCGGAUACAAUACAGAGACCCAGGUAUAUGAAAUGCAGCAUUCGGUAACAACAAUCGUUGACCCAACUCAACCCUAUGGAAUAUUCUACUUAAUAGAUGACUCUACUGGUGCAAUUAAUGUAGGGGCUGCCUUAGACACAGAUAACCAUGAAACAUUCAUAAUAUUUUACUUCUGUAGUGUGUUGACAUCUGAAGGAGAGCCGCUGGUUAUCGUGCUCUCCAGAUCCAGGAAUGGGUUGUGCAGCGAGAGUCAAAAGAGGGUUGACGCUGCUCUCGAAGCAAACAACAUCUGCAAGGACAACCUUGAAUCAUUCGACGUAUCAGAUUGUGCUGAUAUAUAUGAUUACUGUUUCAAUUAGUAAUACCUAGAGAGUAUUAUGUGAUAACUACUUAUAAUGUUGUCGAAAGGGAUAAAUACUUAAGUAAUAUUAACAGU